AUGGCGAUAGUAGCAUAUUCAGACUCUGAAGGCUCAGAUGCUGAGCCCGAGGUCACCCCCAUCCCCCAGAUCAAUAAGGCAAAUGGGCCUGGAUUGAAGGCCGGAUUCCAGGUUGAUCCCAACAACUCGCGCAAGAUCCGCAUCGCAGUUCCUGAAAUCAAACCUACACAUCCAUCCGACCAAGACGACCAAGAUGGUCCGCGCAAAAAGGCCCGUCUAGGCGGCGGAGGACUUUCGGGAUUCAACUCCUUCCUCCCAGCGCCGAAACGAACGGUCGAGAAAAAAACACCAGUGGCAACGACGCGAAAACCAUUCAGUCUCAAGACAGGAGCCGGUCCCGGAUUUGAUCGCACGGCUGAUGCAGAGAUGAAGAACGACUAUGCAUUCGAUAAUCUAGCGGGUGGUGGUGUGGAGGACACCAUACCUACACCUGGUAGCUUGAACCCCGAUACUGCGCCAGAUGCCCCAGCAGAGACUCUGAAAAAGCCGGAGGAUGUCAAAUUGAAAGGAAAUCCAAUGAUGUUCAGACCUUUGUCUGUCGGACGACCUCAAAAGAAGAAGAAAUCCACUAAAGUUGCUGAGCAACCGACACCUGGUCCAUCGAAGCCUACUCCACCUCUACAACAGGCGGCAACAUCACAAGCCCCUGCACCUCCUCCACCAAAGCCCAAAGUCAGCCUCUUCUCUUUGUCCUCAGAGGAGAGUACUUCUCGAACGGAAUCGGCACCUGGACUAGCAGCAACCUACCAGCCACUGGUAUACAACGCCGAAGGUGACGAAUCAUCUGCAGCCGGACCAGUACCCACUGAGUCUGCAGGUAUUCCCGCAGAUUAUUCAACUGCGACUGCGGUAACAACAGUCUCAUCCAACCCCACAUCAUCACUGGAUAGCAUCGCCAACGAUCUCAAUUUAUCCAAGUCUGAAAGACGCCAGCUCUUUGGGCGGAAUGCCACGUCGGCGCAGUCACAAGUGCGCACCUUCAACACAGACGAAGAGUACGCCUCGAACCAGGUUUUGGCACAAGGCGAUUUGGCUGCAGCCCAGCACAACCCUGUGCGCUCCAUUGCGCCGGGCAAGCACACCCUUCAGCAGUUGCUCAAUGCUGCAAGCUCCCAGAAGGAUGCACUGGAGGAAAGCUUUGCAGCGGGACGCAGAAACAAGAGGGAAGCUGGAUCCAAGUACGGAUGGUAG
Molecule: messenger RNA, 1191 nt
Organism: Penicillium paradoxum
Lineage: Eukaryota; Fungi; Ascomycota; Eurotiomycetes; Eurotiales; Aspergillaceae
Product: PRCC domain-containing protein
Exons: 1
Coding region: 1-1191 (396 amino acids)
Cellular component (GO): nucleus
Source: RefSeq, a predicted model, not a curated record